Molecule: messenger RNA, 3388 nt
Organism: Heterocephalus glaber (naked mole-rat)
Lineage: Eukaryota; Metazoa; Chordata; Mammalia; Rodentia; Bathyergidae
Source: RefSeq, a predicted model, not a curated record
ACUAUAUAGUGAGACCUUGUCUCCAAAAACAAAACAAAACAAACAAGUAAAAUCAACAACAAAAAGGGUCAGGAGCUGCACAGAUACCUCACCAGGGAAGAUAUACAGGUAGCAAAUAAGCAUAUAAAAUGAUGCCCCAUUUAAAAUGUCACUAGAGAAUUCUAAAUUAAAAUAGCCACGAGCUACCACUGCACACCUGGUAGAGUGGCUGGCACUGAUAGGACCGAUGCUGGCAAGGUGGGUGGCCACAGGCACUCACUGCCGUGGGAGCCCCUGGGAAGGCAGCUGGGCAGUUUUGCACAAAGCUACACACACUGCUCCUGCAUGAUCCAGCCAUUUCCUUCCUGCAGCUUACCCAAAUGAGGUGAGAACUUACCUUCACACAAAAGCUUGCACGUAGAUAUUUGUAGCAGUUUGAUUUAUAAUUGCCCCAAACUGGAAGCAACCAAGAUAUUCUGUAGUAGUGACCAGAUAAACCAUGGCCCAUCCCUACAAUGAAACAUUAUUCUGUGACACUUAGAAAUGAGUCAUGCUAAGUCACAAAAAGAUGUUGCUGAGGAAAAAAAGCCCGAAAAGGCUCUGAAUCUAACUAUGGAACAUUCUGGAAAAGGCAAAGCCAUAGAGUCAGUGGUCACCUGAGGAUGGGGAGGGAGAGGAACCCGGGGGUUGUCAGAGCAGUGAACUGCAGUGUAUGACACGAUCACAUUGGGUUCAUGACAUGUGCUUGACACAACUCCCAGAAGUGUAGACAUAAAUGCAUCACAGAAAUGCAAGGUGCUACCUGAAGUGGAAACUGGUUGGUGGGAGGGUGGAUACAUGGGAACUCUGUAUUUCCUGUCCAGUUUGUUGGUUUGUUUGUUCCUGUUCUGACUUUUGUCUAUUUUCCCAGUUAAUUGUUGAUUUUAUUAUUUAUUUAUUUUGUGGCACUGGGGAUUGAACCUUUGGACCUAGGGCCUUUGCACUGAGCUACAUCUCUAGCCUUCUUCUUUUUUUCUCUUUUGGGAGCGUGAUCUCACCAAGUUGCAGGCUGGCCUGGAACUCAUGAUCCUCCUGCUUCACCCUCCUAGCUUGGACUACAAUGAUUUUUGUCCCACAGAAAGUUGGAGACCUGACCUGGGCCGGCACUCCAGGCUGGGCAUCCUCUGGCCCAACUGCAGCGUUUUGCUUCCCAUUCUCCAAGCUGAACCCAGAGCUCCCUGGCCCAGCAGUACACAGGGGUUCCUCUUGCUCGCCUUGUGCGCCUGGCAUGGCUUUAUCUAAUGGGAUGAACCUGGCUAAAGAGAUUAGCAAGAUGUCCUGCGGAUCCCACUUUUAAUCUGCAGUGCUCAGCUGUCCCUGCUCGGCUGGGAAGAGAGGCACAGAAUCAACACCUGCUCCUGCUCCUGCUCCUGAGUUCCUGGCAUCCUGGGUGGGUGGCCUGACAUGGACACCCCCCAGAGCACCCCCUGGCAGCGUGGGCCGUCUGCACCCUUCCUGCGGCCCUGAGUGUUCAGCCCCCAAGUCGCCUGGGUCGGGAGGGGAGCUGUGUGUGUAUGUGACGCUGCUGGACCACACUGGGCAAGCAUGGCGCUACUCAAAGUCAAGUUUGACCAGAAGAAGCGGGUCAAGUUGGCACAGGGGCUCUGGCUCAUGAACUGGCUCUCUGUUUUGGCUGGCAUCAUCCUCUUCAGCAUGGGGCUCUUUCUGAAGAUUGAGCUCCGGAAGAGGAGUGAAGUGAUGAACAAUGCUGAGAGCCACUUUGUGCCCAACUGCCUGAUCGGGGUGGGAGUGGUGUCCUGCAUCUUCAAUUCCCUGGCUGGUAAGAUCUGCUACGACACCCUGGAUCCCGCCAAGUUCGCCAAGUGGAGGCCCUGGCUGAAGCCCUAUCUGGCCAUCUGUGUCCUCUUCAACAUUAUCCUCUUCUUCGUGGCCCUCUGCUGCUUCCUGCUGCAGGGCUCGCUGGAGAGCUCACUGGCCCACGGGCUCAGGAGUGGCAUGAAGUACUAUCGUGACACGGACACGCCGGGCCGCUGCUUCAUGAAGAAGACGAUGGACAUGCUGCAGAUCGAGUUCCAGUGCUGUGGCAACAGCGGCUUCCGGGACUGGUUCGAGAUCCAGUGGAUCAGCAAUCGCUACCUGGACUUUUCCUCCAAAGAAGUCAAAGACCGCAUCAAGAGCAACGUGGACGGGCGGUACCUGGUGGAUGGUGUGCCCUUCAGCUGCUGCAACCCCAGCUCGCCUCGGCCCUGCAUCCAGUACCAGCUCACCAACAACUCUGCACACUACAGCUAUGAUCACCAGACCGAGGAGCUCAACCUGUGGCUGGGCGGCUGCAGGGACGCCCUGCUGGGCUACUUCAGCAGCCUCAUGAGCUCCAUGGGUGUCGCCUCGAUGAUCGUGUGGCUCUUUGAGGUGACCAUCACCAUCGGCCUGCGCUACCUGCACACGGCGCUGGAGGGCCUGUCCAACCCCGAGGACCCGCACUUCGAGAGCGAAGGCUGGCUGCUGGAGAAGAGCGUGCCUGAGACCUGGAAGGCUUUCCUGGAGAGCCUGAAAAAGCUGGGCAAGGGCAACCAGGUGGAAGCCGAGGGUGCAGGCGUGGGCCAGGCCGCCGAGGCCGGCUGAGGGGACCUGUCCCCUCCCAAACACUGAGGAGUGGACCCCAGGCAAUGCGGCCCCCCCUCACUCAACGGGACGUCUGACUCCCUCAAGGCUGCCGCUGGACCUCUUCUUGGUGGUGCGAUGUAAAGUUUCAGGGUCCCUUGAAGCAUGUGGUAAACGUCUGUGGGUGACCGACUCCCAGCGCAAAUGAAUGAGGUGUGGCUCACUCAGGACGCACCUUUCUCUUGGGACCCUCAAGCUACGGCCACUCCUGAGGGCUGCUCCCUUCUAGCAUUUGCUGCUGUGAGCUCCACAUUGCUUCAUUAGCAACAUCCACAAUGUGCUUGAGGCAGAAGCAAAGGAGUCUGAGAAGUCUAACAGCCAGCAGUCUUGUGAAUGCCAAGGGGGACAGGCCAGCCAUUGUGUUCGCUUUAGGCCACAAGGCGGGGACACUGACAGCUCUCCACAGGAAGGCUGCAGUCAUGGCUCAGCACAAUUUCAAGACAGGAUUAUUUCUCUCACUGAGCACACAGAGGAAGGGCUGUGCUCUGGGGCACUUGGCUGGCAUGCACCAUGGGCUCAUGGCGGGUCCCAGCCAGCCACCACAGCCGCCCUCAGGUGUGGACGAUGGCCUGCGACCAGAUAGGUGUGCACCCCGUGGAGGCCAGGCCUCACCUCCUGGUGGGUCCAGGAACAACACCUGGAUCAGUGGCUGUCACCAUCCCCAUGGACAAAAGUCUACAGUGGCAGGCAUGGGGUCCUCUGGGAGCUUCUCCGUUUUUCCCCAGAUCCCCAACCUGCAUCAGAU